GCCAAAAGUCUGGCGAAGGCCGUUAAGUUGGAGAAAGCUAACUUGAAGGCAACACUUUUCAAUAUGUCCGACGUACUGGGCGACAUUUUUCUUAAGAACCUGGUCAACCUUGGCUUGGACGAAUCUUUCAACGACCAAAAUGCGAAACCGAUGGUACCUCGUCUUACUCGUUCCUCUUCAUACUUCUCGCCAACUCCCAAGCCCCACAGCGUGAGUUCUGAGCAACUGUCGGAUGGAAGCCCGAACUGGACUUUUGACAUCUGGAGCGACGCACCACCCAGCAAACCCCAGAAUCCAUUCCGACCUGACCGUUCCAUGAGCCUCACUGAGAACAGUAUCGCCUUUGGCAAGCCGAACCCUCUCGAAGUGCCACCACCUCCUGGUUUUCCUCCCCUGACUCCUCAAACACCUAUUCCCUCUAACCGUUACAAGACCGAGCUUUGCCGAAGCUUUCAGGAAAAUGGCAGCUGCAAGUAUGGGAAUAAAUGCCAGUUUGCGCACGGUGAGGCUGAGCUUCGCUGUAUGUACAGGCACCCCAAGUACAAGACGGAGGCGUGCCGCACUUUCUAUAACUUUGGGUACUGUCCCUACGGGACUCGGUGCCACUUUAUCCAUGAAGACAAGUUGUCUUCAUCAAUGCUGAAUCAGAAGAAUCAAACGCCACGUCUCCUCCGCCAAAGCGUCAGCUUUGCGGGCUUCUUGGGGUCUCGCAGUUCCCCACCUCCUGCUCUCCACGAGUCGAUGAGUUUCACCCGUGCGCCCUCAGUCUCCCCACCGCCUUCAGAUCUCCUGUCUCCAGUUUUCAACGAAACAUUUCAAUUCGGCCAGAGCCGCGCAAGUGUUGGCGACAUACACAACAUUCCUCUGAUCGUCGAGCCUCAGAAGAACACCCGCUGUGUUUGCGGUCACGGAAAUAAUCACCCCUCAGCUCUAAACAAAAACUUUGCCAUGGACGAUCGUAACAGUGCCUACUUUACCCAGCCGAAUUUGCAGCGUUUUUCCUCCGAGGACUCCCUGUCUGACCGGGAGAGCUACUCAAGUUCCAGCAGCAACAGUGGCUCUACCUCUCCUACUUUCGACGGGUCGGGGGGCAAGCGCCUGACCGUCUUUGCUAGGCUGUCUGUGUCAGAUUAAUUUCUGCGCUAAGUCAUCAAGGGACUGAUUUUUGACAACACAAAAUAUUUUUAGAUGUCAUAACAGCAGAUUAGCCUUAUCUGGUUUUACCGUCUAUUUAUAUUUAGUGAUUUACCAUUGAAUGAAAUGAUUUGGUGCACAUCUUAAUCUAAAGCUACGUAUUUUUGUAAUUAUGUAUCAUUGUAUGCAUCCUGCAUAGUCUUCCAAUAGCUUUUUGACAUGACAAUGGAAGAGUGCCUUUCAAUUGUCUAACUCAACUAUCAACUAAGGUUGGUGACAGAGUUUGUCACUGCUGGAAAAAAGUUCAUUCCACUUGUCAGCAAACUGCAAUAUUCCACCAAUGCACACUUAGAGGUGUCAAACUUUUAUAUGUAAUUGCAUAACCAUCAAUGUGACAAACUUGAAAGAGGGAUAGCUAGACAUUCUGUGAUAUGCACUUUAAAAUUGGUCGUGGGAGAAAAACAAACUCCCAAUGUAGCAUAAAACCAAAGCAUUACACUUUUUAUAUACUUUAUAGUUUUCGACAAACUAUUGUAAACAGAGCAGUUCUUACGUGAACUGUCUCUGUCAGAUUUCUAUGACAAACACAAGGUGGGCUCCAACCAAAAUGUGUCCCACUUAGAAAAGCAGAAGAAAAGAAUUGUGCAACUGUUCAUCUACACCUGUUGAGUUGUGUAAUUGUUGACAACAUAGCUGGUUCCUCUCUAAAUGAGAUGUUGCUUCUCAUUGACAGGGACUGUAGCCUAAGAACAGUAUUUCCAUUCAGCUGUGGUUGUCUUCAGUUGUUUAUUUUGUAACUGUACAGACUUAUUUAUUAUGUAUUUAUUAAAGUUAAUAACAACAUAUUUUGUACUUAUUUAUCUGCAAGUGCCAGGGUCAUGAAAAUGUGAGAAAUAUUUCUGUAAACAGAUUGAAAAUGAAAAAAAAAAUGCCUUAAUUAUUUUUGAAAUGGAAAACAAUAAAUAAAUUCAAAAUUACAAAGAGAA
Molecule: messenger RNA, 2120 nt
Organism: Sardina pilchardus (European sardine)
Lineage: Eukaryota; Metazoa; Chordata; Actinopteri; Clupeiformes; Clupeidae
Exons: 2
Coding region: 64-1134 (356 amino acids)
Molecular function (GO): mRNA binding; metal ion binding
Source: RefSeq, a predicted model, not a curated record